AUGGCUUUGGCAGAGGAUAAGACCAGACCAGACAAGCAAAGAGAAAUGAAAAAGAAGCAAGAGUUUCCUACCAAAGAAGGCACAACUGUACCCGGAUUUUAUCAAACAGAUCCGUUGUCUGAACUUCCUGACGUCAAGACGCUUCCUAACGCGAGACACCGGUACGAUAUCCCUGUUAUUAUAUUCCACAACUUACCAACCAGUAGCUCGGGCACUAUACUACUUAGUGAUCUCACGGAAAUCAAACAAAGGACGUGUGUUAAGGCCAAUGAAACUGCUUAUAUUGGAAAUUUACCUCAAUGCAGACUCGAGAAUAAAGCCUUUAGUAAAAAUGAGCUAUUCACCGUCAAAUUGAAACAUAAUUUCGAUUCGUAUUUGAAGAUAUUCCAAGAGUUAGAUAGAGAUAUCGCCAUAGCUCGAAUCAACUUUGAUCUUUAUAAAUACAACAACAAAAACUAUGAAGGUUGGGGCAACAGUUGUCGAAUUGUCUACAAGAAGAAUUUAGCUCGCGAAAUGUUGGGGAUCGAACAAGAAUUUAUAAACUUUAUUGACAGAUUGAAGGCGUGUGUGAGUCGAGAAUACUUUAAAAAACUCGAUCAGCAAUAUGGAUUGAAAGAAUUUGUGAAAACUUUUGGUGUCCUGGAUGAAGAUAUUGAUAAUAUUUCUCAAAAUCCAACGUUUCUACAGAGUCAGACGCCUAAUGAAGAUACGGAUGAGGACAAGACUUUGAACAACUCAGGUGGUUCAUCACCUAUUUCAAGCAUUAACGACGUUAGCUUUAUUCUGAACCCACCAAGCGUACAGAACAAGAAAGAUUCAGUCAUGAUGAAUGUCGAGUCGCAAGUUCCAGCGGUGGAUGACGACGAGGCCUACUCUGACGAGGACUUUGAUGUUGAGGGUUUUGCAACAGCACCGACGCACACAGUAGCUGACAGUUAUUCUAUAUCGCAAGAUAUAGAUGAUGAUAAUGCCCCAGAUGGGGUGUUGGCCACGCAUAAAUCAACUACAGUAUGUCAAUUUGCAACCGUCACCCACCUCAAAAAUACAUGCAAAAGUGACACAAGUCAUAACGACUUGACAACUUAUGUUAUCGAUGUUGUGAAUAGCAUUACCAUGGUGCCCGAGGUUCCCUUGGUGAUUAAACCCUUGGCCAGACAAAGUAUGGAAUUUUCAUCUUUUAAACUUCAUCUAAACGAUUCUAAUGGCAACUAUGUAGCUGCCGAAUUUCUGCACUACGAGCUAUGUCGGUUCCUCGGUAUACAGUCUGUUGAAGAACUUCACCCCAACGACUUGCAAAGAGUGAAGAAGCAAUUUGCCAAGUUGUUGUGUCAAAACGACGUAAAGAAUAUACUGUUGAAACGCAAGACGAAAAUUCUCAAUCGCGGUAUAAAAUUGAAAACUUGGCAUAUAGAGUCAAAACUAGAGGAGUUAGCUUGA
Lodderomyces margitis is the source of this 1437-nucleotide messenger RNA. RefSeq lists its product as uncharacterized. Bases 1 to 1437 code for a protein of 478 amino acids. The transcript has 2 exons. Lineage: Eukaryota; Fungi; Ascomycota; Pichiomycetes; Serinales; Debaryomycetaceae. The record is from RefSeq and is a predicted model, not a curated record.